Messenger RNA from Capronia coronata CBS 617.96, 1602 nucleotides. RefSeq lists its product as uncharacterized. Gene Ontology annotation, biological process: transmembrane transport; nucleobase transport. Lineage: Eukaryota; Fungi; Ascomycota; Eurotiomycetes; Chaetothyriales; Herpotrichiellaceae. The transcript is spliced from 5 exons. Gene Ontology annotation, cellular component: plasma membrane. Bases 1 to 1602 code for a protein of 533 amino acids. Gene Ontology annotation, molecular function: nucleobase transmembrane transporter activity. The record is from RefSeq and is a predicted model, not a curated record.
AUGGAAAAGGGCGUCUAUCAAGAUGCACGUUGGUCUAACCCGGAUCUUGACCCUGUCAAACCAGAAGACCGUACCUGGGGUGCUCUGGACUAUUGGGCAUACUGGACAAGUGACAUGCUUGCUCCUCCAUUGGCCUCCACUGUGUCUUCGGUCAUGAGUUUGGGGUUCACCGCGCGUGAGACGAUCCCCAUAGUCUUUUGUGGAUUUGCACUCUGUUCCGCAGCCUUGACCUUGACCGGUAAGAUGGGUGCUCGGUAUAGCAUUCCCUUCCCGGUUCUUGUCCGAUCCAUCUUCGGAAUGUAUGGCAGCUAUCCAGUGAUCGUCCUUCGAAGCUUCGUCUGCAUGCUCUGGACUGCCAUCUUGUGUGUACAGGCCGGUGACUUCCUCGGCAACUGUAUCACGGCAAUCUGGCCGAGUUUUGCCAACUUCCCGAACCAUCUGCCCGAGAGUGCCAACAUCACCUCUGCUGGGCUGCUUACUUUUUUCAUCUACUGGUUCUUCCAGACGAUCCUUGCGUCGAUGCCCAUCAAGAAGCUUCGCAUCCUUUUCUUGGUCAAGGGCAUCGUGGUCCCCCCAACAUUUUUGGCCCUUUUCCUUUGGGGAGCCAUUGUUACCCACGGUGGCGGCCCUUUGGUGACAGGCCAUGCGAAGAUGACCUCGUCAUACAUGAACACGGCCUACUCUUCUCUGACGGCGCUCAAUGUCAUCAUCGGGCUCUUCAGUUCCAUGGCAGUCAAUUUCCCUGACUUUGCACGCUUCAGUAAGAACAACUUGGCGGGAUACAACCAAUUCUUUGCUCUUCCUAUCAUUGGCACUCUCGGGGCAUUAACUCCAAUAUUCGUCACCUCCGCCCACAGCUAUCUUUGGGGCGAGUUCGAGUGGUACAUGCCGGCUGUGGUAGCCAAAUUUGAUUCGCGAGCAGCCAAGUUCUUCACGGGAUUGAGCUUCAUGCUUGCGACCAUCGGCAACCAAAUCGCGGCAGGCACAUAUCCAUUCUCCAAUGACGUUUCUGGAUUGUGCCCGAAGUACAUCAACAUACUCCGCGCCACCUGGAUCAUCUCCCUCUUCUGUGUGAUCUCGAAUCCAUGGCAGAUCAUCAAGAACGCCAGCGGCCUACUCGCCUUUUUAUCGGGAUACAGCAUGUUCAUGGGUGCCGUGUGCGGGACAAUGUGCUGCCACUAUUACCUGAUCGUCGACAAGAAGCUCAACAUCCACGAGUUGUACAAUGGCCAUGGCAUCUAUCGAUAUUCGAAGAUCGGCGUCAACUGGAGGGCCUUUGUUGCUUUUUUCGUCGCGGUCGCUCCACUGCUUCCAGGAUUUUCAAAGUCCAUUGACAACAACCUCGAUGUUGGAGGUGCCUGGAAGAUUUAUACCUUCUCAUGCCUCUAUAGCUUCACCGUCAGUGGGCUGGUGUAUUACAUCAUCUGCAAAUAUGUCUCGGACGUCGGCCCGGCCAAGAUUGAUGAAGCAGUUUACCCACCGUCAAAAGCACAAACUGGAGAUGUUGAAGCAGGGAAGGUUGACUCGGAACGUGACUCAUUCCAGGAGAAGAAAGCGGGCGCCGAGAUAUUGGUUGGCUCCAAGGAACUCAUUGCCGAUUAG